Messenger RNA from Stegostoma tigrinum, 1348 nucleotides. Its product is annotated as immediate early response gene 2 protein-like. The transcript has a single exon. Lineage: Eukaryota; Metazoa; Chordata; Chondrichthyes; Orectolobiformes; Stegostomatidae. The coding region runs from base 228 to 908 and encodes 226 amino acids. The record is from RefSeq and is a predicted model, not a curated record.
GGGGAAGAGGAAGAGGAAGGAGUAGGACUGAUGUUAGAGGCGGAGCGGUGUCUGAGUGAUGCUUUAUAAAACUCCCCAGGAGCAGAGAGCGCGGACUGUAGCAGCUGCACCGAGCCGAGACGGAGCCUUACAGCUCGGAUUUGGAAGCAGCUUUCUCUGCCUCCACGCCACCCCCCAACCCCCCCAAACCACACAUCACCCACCGCCCCUCCCCCCCAAGCACCACGAUGGACCUGAAGGUGGAAGCCCAGCGGGUGAUGGCCGUGGCCCUGGGUAAGAUGUACAACUCCCGGCUCCAGAGGGGAGGCGUCCGGCUGCACAGGAGCCUCCUACUGUCGCUGGUGCUGCGCAGCGCCCGGGACAUCUACCUCAACGUGCGGGCCGAGCAGCAGCAGCAGGCCGGGGUCAUGGAGGUGGAACUCCGGCCUGAAGAGGGGCAGAGAGGAGCCCGCCCGGGAGCGAGUCCCGCAGUAGCGGCGCCGGAGGAGAGCGCCCGGGGCCGGCCUCGGGAAUGUAUCCAUUGCGGCGGAGACAGUGUAUCGGGUCCCGGAAGCGGCGGGCUCUCGGUGGGCCCGCCUCCGUGCCCCGGGCAGCGGCCUUUGGGGAUAGUAAGGAGCGCGGGGCAGGAGGCGGACAGGAGCCGAAAGCGGAGGAAAGCCUGGGAGGAGGAGGAGGACAGGGAUUCCGGGUGCCUGCCUGUGAAGAGAGCCCGUCUGGAGAACGGCGAGUGCCGGAGGCCGGCGGAAACCUCCAGCGUCCCCGGCCUGGUGGUCGGCGCGCUCGGCUCCGGCUUCAGCAACAUCCUCGGUAACUGCCCCGGGGAGCAGCCGGUGUCCCCGGGCCAUAUCCGCAGGAACAGAGCGCUGAGUGAGUUAAACAGCUGGCCCCGGGCCAUCGUGGCGUAUUGAAGCGGCGAGGAUCUCCAUAUUGCAGGAGACACGCUUUGGAAACGGACCGAGAAAUGGAUUUUCGGGGGUGGGGUGGGGGGUUUGGAUCGCUCCCUUCCCACCCGUUGGAUCCGGCAUGGAGAGGCUGGUUUGCUGAGAGAGAGAGAGCGGGACCCUGGGCCGAAGCCAGAGAGGCACCCCCAGGCUGCCGAGCUUCCUGAAGCCGGAGCCAAGCCCCGGGCAGUGACGAGGCGAUUAACAUCAUUAGUUUCACAACAGGAUCUCAAGUUUCCUGCUUCAGCUUACAGAUUGGAACUGAAACUCAGCCAGGAACUGAGCGCAAUCCCCCCGGCAGUUUUCACCCACACCGGGAGGAAUUGCACACCAACAGACUGUGUGCACUUUUUAUUUCGGUAAAUCAAAGCUAUUGUCUUGUUUCAGAAAUAAGUUUUAUAUGGAAC